GCUACAACCGGAUGUGGACAAACAGCGGAAAACCAAAAGUAAAGUCAAUUUAGUUGGAAAACUGUCUGAAAUUAACGAAAUAAUUUAACUAACUAGUUAACCACAACCUUAGAAAAAUGCCUCGAACAGACAUGUCCCAUUUUGCCGUUGUUGAUCAAGCUGUGAAUGUGAUGAAGCAGGUGGAAUCGUACAUCUCAGUUGGCAUGGAAAUGACGAUUGACGUUGCGAGUGAUUUUGGUGACUAUGAAAAAGAUGUUAAUUGUGAAGAAACAUUGAAGGAUGUAAUGUUAGACUAUAUACGGAUGGAAAGAGAUUUUAAACAAUUUAUAGAAUCAGUUAAAUAUGUUAAACAGCAGGUUGAGAAAGGUGCUGAAAUAAAAGAUCUUGAAGAAAUACUUGACACUCACAUACAAGAAUUGAAAACUCAAAAUGAUGACAGUGUCUUCCAAAAUCACGAGAAGUAUGUGGACUUGAUAGAUAAAAUACAGGAAGUGAGAAAUACUGAAGAAGACAACACAGACAUGGUAGCCUUAACAACUGAAGAUGAAGAUCUUGAUGUAGAGAUGACUCAACAAAAUGUGGUAACCAAAUGUCCGUAUACUGGACAAGAAAUGACCUUCCCUGUCCGAAACAUAAUCUGUGGUCAUAAUUAUGAAAAGGAAGGAAUUAUGGAAUAUAUUUCAAAACGGAAACAUAAAGCAAGAUGUCCUGUUAGUGGUUGCCGUAGUGAUCAAACAGUAACAGCAGAUAAUUUAGAAGAAAACAAAGAUUUGCGUCGAUUUAUUGAAAGGAAAAAGCGACAAGGUGGACAAAGGUCUAAGAGCGAUAAGAAACGACUUAAGUGAUAUGUUUUCUGUACAAACUUAUCAUUUGUUUGAUACGAGAAUUAUAAUGUUUCUUUACAGUAAUGUGAAAAAAUAUACCAUACAUGUACAUAUGGAUGAUUGGUUCAUACCUUGAGGUAAAAUUUAAGAGUUGUCCCCCUUUGCUGUCAACUCAAGUACAAUGCUAAACCUAAAAUAAAGAACACAAAAUAUGGUGCCAAUUUUAUAUUUUUGGAAACAUUUUGUAUAAUUCUUGUAAAAAAUGUCACUGGCCUUGUGUAUGAAAACCUAAACUUUAUUUUAAGGAUCCUGUUGUUUGAUAGAGCACUAAAAUCGACAAUUAUAUCUCUUAGCAAAUAUUUGUAUUCAUGUGUAAAUAAUAAACAUAAUUCAUUAUUA
Molecule: messenger RNA, 1223 nt
Organism: Patella vulgata (common limpet)
Lineage: Eukaryota; Metazoa; Mollusca; Gastropoda; Patellidae
Product: E3 SUMO-protein ligase NSE2
Exons: 5
Coding region: 117-845 (242 amino acids)
Biological process (GO): protein sumoylation; double-strand break repair via homologous recombination
Cellular component (GO): Smc5-Smc6 complex; nucleus
Molecular function (GO): zinc ion binding; SUMO ligase activity
Source: RefSeq, a predicted model, not a curated record